AUGGAGGUUGACGAUGGCGAUGCUGAUGACGACUGGGACCCUCAAGUGGCACCCGGCGUGGUUCUUCGACCUCACAUAAUUCGGUGGACUCCUGACGCUGGUGAAGGACCAGGAGAUGGGAAGGCAGACAAUCUCGAUGCUGAUCCGUUGCAUGAUCCAGAUGCAGAUGAUCAAGACGAGAAGUGGGUUGCAGAUCAGCUGCUCCAGCCAGACACGAGCAAUGUCAAGACAACGGAUGCUGUGCUGAACUGCCCUGGCUGCUUCACGCCGGUAUGCUACCAGUGUCAACGCCAUGAGCAGUUCACUCGCCAGUGGAGAGCCUCGGAAGUCCGAAACUGUAUCGUCGACAAAUCCGCCGCACUCUCCAUGGCAAAGGACGAUCCGGCGAAAUACUUCGCAGUUCGAUGUGAGACUUGCAAUGCAGACGUAGGGCUUCAGGAUAUGGAUGGUAUAUACCACCUUUUCCACGUUCUGGAGAGCUUGGCAUGA
This is a messenger RNA of Symbiodinium pilosum, 489 nucleotides long. The record is from the annotation of a GenBank genome assembly. Lineage: Eukaryota; Dinophyceae; Suessiales; Symbiodiniaceae.